Messenger RNA from Eimeria mitis, 1917 nucleotides. RefSeq names its product FAD-depdendent monooxygenase, putative. The record is from RefSeq and is a predicted model, not a curated record. Gene Ontology annotation, molecular function: FAD binding. The transcript is spliced from 7 exons. Bases 1 to 1917 code for a protein of 638 amino acids. NCBI's taxonomy places the organism in Eukaryota, Apicomplexa, Conoidasida, Eucoccidiorida, Eimeriidae.
AUGUGCGCUGCAGUUUGGCGCCAAUUGGGCCAUCUAGACCUCUGCGUCGAUGCGCUUUCUCCCUGUCUGAACGAUUGGAGAUCUUUCAUCUACACCACCCAGUUGAAUUGUAUUGAACGCAACUACUUAGCGGCUGUGGACCACUUCAGGGGUUCUGCUGCAAUGUACGUUGUUUGGGGUGUUCCUGCUUGCGUAGCUGAAUGCAGUUUCGAAGAAGUGAGGCUCUCUGAUGGCCGCAUGACCUACAAGGAGGCAAUUAGCCCCUGCCGCAUGACUCAGCUGUCGCAGAACCUUCUGCUUCCUCUUUUGUACAAGGAAGCAGAAGCGCGAGCCUCAAAGGAGGGGGUCGGAGACAUCGAGUACGCCCCCGAGGGUGCAACGGCUACGCACGGACACAGGGAGCAGUCACAGCUGGAAGGACCACCACGGGGAGACCGAUCAGGGGGCCCUCAACAGAAAUACGAAAGGAACCGUCGUGAGACAGACACACCAGAAGCAGCAGCAAGAGGGCAAGAACCGCAGCUAGCGCCCCUUCGCUUGCUGUUGAGCGCACGAUGGGAGGGCGCAACGCAGGGGACCACUAGCGGAAACGCAGAGUGCGCCUGCCCCAGCGGUCCAGUGACAUCCAUGGUGUCUGUAAGAGACAGCGCUAGCAAUGUCUCCGUCUGGGAGAUAACCAGCGACCUUGUAAUUGGCAGCGACGGAGCGGGCUCGAGAGUGCGGGAGUGGGGUGGCGCGUCCCUUGUGGGGGGCCCUCCACUGCAGCACUUCUUAAAUGUAACCUUUCGUUCUAAGGAACUGGCCGCGGGGAUGGAGCAACACGAAGAUGCUCCGACCGGUUUGUUUGUGGCUCACAUCCCAUUCUUCCCACUUAGCCGUGACGAUAAGUUGGUGCACUUGGGGCCGGAUGGAGACAAAAGACAGGCCAUACAUCUGAUCGAAAGCCUAGCGGGUAGGCGCAUCGCCGACAUUCAGAUUCAGGAUGUGAGGCCAUGGCAGAUGGUCGCAAAGGUAGCAGCCCAAUACUUGCCAGGCGGACACUUUUCGCGACAUACAGGGAGCAGUUCUAAUAGUCCUGGAGAGCUUUUCUCUUCUGCUGGUCUGGAGGCCGAGGAAAACCUUGCGAAAGAGGAGGCCAUUCUAUGGGGGCCCCUCAGGGGCCGCAUAUUGCUGGCAGGAGAUGCAGCGCACUGCUUACCUCCAGCGGGGGGCCUGGGAAUGAACUUAGGCAUCGCAGAUUGUCUAAAUGCCGCCUGGAAGAUUGCCCAGUGCUACCAUCUCCGACAAGGUCCUUUCGCGCCGUUACAACAACAGCACCAACAACUAAAACAAGGAAAGCAGGAGUGUCAGCAGCAAAUGGAUCCGGCAGGGAAGAUCUUGAGAAGCUAUGAAGAAGAACGCAAGCUCGUAGCAGAGGUAAUCCCAGAGCUUGACUGGAAGCGCACGCCUCUGUCAGCUUGGCAACGCCAGCAACCACGACAAAGCUGUACCAACCUGCUGGGGCUGGACUGGGAGGCAGCUGCAGCAGCAGCACGGGGGCUGGCAGCGGCAUCAGACGCUGCAACGUCUGCAAUAACAACAGCAGCAGCAGCUGUUGGUCUCCAGGGAAUGGCAAAAGCUGCAGGAGAUGCGUCAAUGCGAAUCGCCAAGGGGGUUCUUGAAUGCUUCAUGAGCAUUGGGAGGGCUCAAGCAGCCUUUCAAAUGGCUUUGGGGCCCAUUAGGAGCAAGAUGUUGGAGACGAUUCGUGUGCUGUUAAGCAGCGAUGAGACGCAUCUGGGCCUCAGAUUCCAGGGUGUUGACUUGGGCUAUGCUUACACUAAGUCCGCCCUCAUGUGUGACCGCGGGGAGGGGGGGCCUACACUGCAGACAAUAGCAGUAAGAGAUACCUUUGUCGUAAAGGAAAUUGAGCCAGAGUGA